AUGUGCAGGAGGUUUACCUGCUGCCUGGUCCACAAAGAGCUCAGGCUGGGAGAGCCUCGGUACCUCAGCGGGAUGCUUAUUUACAAGGGGGAGAUCUGUCUGCUUGGUACUCGUUCCGACCGCAGGCCCCACUUUACUAAAGACGAAUUGGAGAGGAGACAUGAACAAUACCAAGGUUCACUCAUAUAUACUCUCUACUACGACGAUGAUGAUUUUGUCCGUGUUGGGAAGGAUGGCAAAUUUCUGGAGCAACCUCUAAGUAGAUUUAUGAGAGAUCAAUAUUUGGAUAUUAGUCAGAUGUACGCCAAAAUGGUAUUGCUCAAAGUACGAACGUCAUCUGUUCUUAAAGGUGACACUGAGAUCUUUCAGAAAAUAUGCAAAGCAAAGGGAGAGCCAAAGCACUAUCCUGUGGUGUACUUUGAGUCCUACAAAAGACUGAAUGGAAUACUUUACUUAAGCACACCUGCUGGAAAAUGGGAACAUGUCUGGAAUAAAUGUCCAAUCCAAGAAGAGAGGAAUGAGUCGCUCCAAAAACCUUUGGAUUAAAAUAAAAGUUAAUCAU
This is a messenger RNA of Macrosteles quadrilineatus (aster leafhopper), 562 nucleotides long. RefSeq lists its product as uncharacterized. Lineage: Eukaryota; Metazoa; Arthropoda; Insecta; Hemiptera; Cicadellidae. The record is from RefSeq and is a predicted model, not a curated record. The transcript has 4 exons. The coding region runs from base 1 to 546 and encodes 181 amino acids.